Messenger RNA from Amoebophrya sp. A120, 1422 nucleotides. Lineage: Eukaryota; Dinophyceae; Syndiniales; Amoebophryaceae. The record is from the annotation of a GenBank genome assembly.
AUGAGCGCCGAGGAACAAGGCGAAAUUGCAGCUGUCGUGGCGGCGGAACACGAACAAAGCGACUCCGAGCCGCGCCAAGCCGUUUGCUGGCGCCUUGUGGAUUUUGGCGAAGAGAAGGGCAAGGGCAUGCGCGCGACUCGUGCGAUUUCGCGCGGUGAGCUUCUCUAUUCCGACCCGGCUUUGCCUCUGUUCAUUCAGACCGAAGGGUGCGCACGCGAAAUUGACGAGGCCAUGGGCUUUCAGCAAGAUAGCUCCUCCGAUGAUGAUUCCGACGCGGAGUCAGACUACUCUACUGACGAUAGGGACGAUGCUAAUAAUGAAGAAGAACAACUCGAAGAUUGGUGGCGCCGCCGCGUCACGCGGUCCGAGCUCGACUUAUUUGCGCAAGCCUUUCCGAUGAAUUGCAGUGACAAGAUGCCGCCCAGCAUGCGGAUGAUGCGGAAAUACAAUUUUGUUCGGAAGCAGUUUGCCCAUUUGCGCCAGGGACUACUCGAUGAGGUGAGGGUGAAUCCCACCGAGCGGCAGAAGUUUCUGGACGCUCACGAUUCGUUCGCGCACGUGCUGGGCCGACAGACGGUGCUGGGGACUUGGCAGACCAACGCGAUGGCGAUUUCGCCGGAUCAGUCGGAUUUCCUGCCGAAGGGCGCUAUGCCGGCGGUCAUGUGUCCUCUGGUGGCACGACUGAACCACAGUUGCAGCCCCAACGUGCUACAUCACUGGGACGCUGCAAAGAAGGAAAUGCGGGUGGUGGCAGCUCGGGACAUUGAGCCGGGGGACGAAUUGUGCACGAGCUACUGCGAACUGCGUCAAACGAAGGAGGACCGACAGGAUUUUCUGCGCGAGUUCUACGGCUUCACCUGCGCCUGUUCAUCGUGCUCAUUGGACAGCUCUGACGAAGAGGCAUUGAACGGCGGCGCGGGAGAACUCAGCGACAUUCGGCGGGAAAGAAUACAGGAGCUCUCGGCGCAGGUGUUUGCGGACGAAAACGAAAUGUGUGGAAGAGGACCUGCCCACAAUACUAGACGACCAGCAGCCGCGCAUCAGCGCUCAACGGAAAGGGCCGUGACGGAGCUGAUUCGGCUGCUAAAGGAGGAAGCAUUGUUCUGUCCAGUGUUCGAAUACAGAUGCAACUCUGCGCUUUUUGAAUCGGCGGUGCGGCACAAGGAUCGUGAGCAGGCGUUUCUCAUCGCAGAGAAGUGCGCAAAGGCGCUGGGGAGCUAUAUGGGAUCGGAUGAGACGGAGGUGCGGAUAUGGAGAAGGCGUGCGAUUGACGAAGAGUAUCUGGUCCAGCAUCCAUUGUGGGGGCAGAAAAAAGAGAGGCAGAGCAAAACGACACGAGAAAGUGGAUCCUUUGAGGAAUCGUCCAGGAGGGGGCGCAAAAAGGACUAUGGCCGGCGUACGAAGGGGAAUGAUAGACUGUGA